AUGGAUUCGACCGAGACUCUCGAUAAGCCCUGGUUGAGAAAGACGCCAUCCGGAAUAAGCACGCUCGUUGAUUCCCCGCGACCUGGGAGCCCAUUAAAAUACUACUAUGAGGAGCUCGAGCCUGUUUUGCGAAGAGAGGAUACAGAGGAUGAACAUGAGUAUCCGUCAUUAUGGAAGUUGGCGCUCAUCACGACUGGGAUAUGCCUGUGUGUGUUUUGCAUGGCUUUGGAUAACACAAUCAUGGCAACAGCGAUUCCUAAAAUUACCAGUCAAUUCAACUCGCUGGACGAUGUUGGCUGGUACGGUAGCGCGUACCUACUACCGACUUGCGCCCUGACUCUUGUCUUCGGCAAACUAUAUACGUUCUACUCGAUUAAAUGGGUCUACCUUGUCGCUCUGUUCAUAUUCGAGCUGGGAUCGUUCAUCUGCGGCGUGACCCCGACUUCCAUCGGACUGAUCAUGGGACGCGCGAUUGCUGGUCUGGGUGGUGCAGGGCUAUUCUCCGGUUCGAUCCUCAUCGUCACGCAAACGGUGCCGCUCCAUAGACGACCUCUGUACACGGGCAUGGUCGGGGCUAUGUUUGGUGUUGCCAGUGUUGCGGGACCGUUGAUGGGUGGUGCCUUGACGGAUCAUGUUUCGUGGAGGUGGUGCUUCUACAUCAAUAUGCCAAUUGGGUUCGUCACAGCUGUGUUUAUCUUGGCCUUCUUCCAAUCGCCAAAAGCCAUUAAGAACAGGACCGGGUUCAAGCAUCAGAUCUCGGAGUUGGAUAUCCCCGGCACGAUGUUCUUUCUGCCGGGUGUGGUCUGCGGCUUGUUGGCAUUACAAUGGGGCGGUAUCAAGUAUGAGUGGAGUGACAGACGGGUUAUUGCACUUUUCGUGUGCUGUGGAGUGUUAAUCUUGCUCUUCUGUGUUGUGCAAUGGUGGAGGCAGGAGAAGGCUACUAUUCCGCCCCGGUUGAUCAAGAACCGUAACAUGUGGGGAUCAGCAUGGUAUGCGUUUUGCAUUGGUGGCUGCUUCUUCAUCUACGUGUACUAUCUUCCCCUAUGGUUCCAAGCAAUCAAAGGCGCCUCCGCAACCAAAUCCGGAAUCAUGAACCUUCCCAUGCUCCUUGGCGUUGUCAUCUGCUCUGUCCUCGCUGGCGCCCUCGUCACCUGGAUCGGCUACUACACACCGUUCAUGAUCGCCUGCUCAAUCAUCAUGACCAUUGGCGCCGGCCUGCUCACCCUCCUACAACCAGACUCCAACCACAGUGCAUGGAUCGGCUACCAAGCCCUCUUCGGCAUCGGUCUCGGUUUGGGUAUCCAACAGCCCAUGAUCGUCGUCCAAACUUCACUCGCGGCGGGUGACAUCCCCGUUGCGACGGCCGUCAAUAUGUUCGCGCAGACGCUGGGCGGGGCGAUUUUCAUCGCUGUUGGACAGAAUGUGUUUUCGAAUCGAUUGCUCGAUAAUAUGGUGAAGAGCAUGCCGCCUUUGGAGAUCGCGAAGGUGAUGGAUGUGGGUGCUACGUUGGUUCGUCAGGUUGUGUCGCCGGAAUGGUUACCGGAAGUUCUGCAGGCAUAUAGUGAUGCUAUCACGGAGGCUUUUUACCCUGGUGUUGCGAUGGGGUCUUUGUCAAUUAUUGGGGCGUUGGUUAUUCAGUGGAUAUCUGUGCGGGGGAGGAAGAUUGAUAUGGGGGCUAUGUGA
Messenger RNA from Aspergillus glaucus CBS 516.65, 1683 nucleotides. RefSeq names its product MDR family MFS transporter. The transcript is spliced from 3 exons. Gene Ontology annotation, biological process: transmembrane transport. The coding region runs from base 1 to 1683 and encodes 560 amino acids. NCBI's taxonomy places the organism in Eukaryota, Fungi, Ascomycota, Eurotiomycetes, Eurotiales, Aspergillaceae. The record is from RefSeq and is a predicted model, not a curated record. Gene Ontology annotation, molecular function: transmembrane transporter activity.